GUGCCGAGAUCUGAAAUUCCCGGCAGCUACUGAAUCUCCCCGACCCCACUCCAUCGCCUCCUCCUACCCGGCCACGACGCCGACAGGCCACCACUACCACAGCUAGUGGAAUCGCCCGGCGGCGGCGGCGGCGGCGGCAUGGGCCUGGACUACUAUAAGGUGUUGCAGGUGGAGCGGGGCGCAUCCGACGACGAGCUCAAGAAGGCGUAUCGGAAGUUGGCCAUGAAGUGGCAUCCGGACAAGAACCCCAACAGCAAGAAGGAGGCCGAGGCCAAGUUCAAGCAGAUCUCUGAGGCGUACGAGGUGUUAAGUGAUUCCCAGAAGCGGGCAGUCUAUGACCAGUAUGGAGAAGAGGCACUCAAGGGGCAGGCGCCCCCUCCAGGAGCAGGUGGGCCCAGUGGGUCUUCUUACUAUGGUGGUGAUGGAUCAACAUUCCGGUUCAACCCUCGGAGUGCAGACGAUAUAUUUGCCGAGUUCUUUGGAUUCUCAAGCCCAUUCUCAGGCAUGGGCGGAAUGGGUGGCAUGGGUGGUGGUGCUGAGAGGGGCAUGAGGGGAUCAAGGUUUGGGAUGUUCGGCGAUGAUAUGUUUGGAUCCUUCCCUCGCUUCCCUGGUGAGGCAUCAGUGCAUGCUCCCCAGCGGUCCCACAAGGCUGGACCAAUUGAGAACCGACUGCCAUGCAACCUUGCUGACCUGUACAAAGGUACUACCAAGAAGAUGAAGAUAUCUCGGGAGAUAUUAGAUUCCAGUGGGAGAACCAUGGUUGUUGAGGAGAUCCUAACAAUUGAGAUUAAACCUGGAUGGAAGAAAGGGACAAAAAUCACUUUUCCUGAGAAGGGUAAUGAGGCCCCACAUGUUAUUCCUGCAGAUAUUGUGUUUGUUAUUGAUGAGAAGCCACAUGAUCAAUUCAUAAGAGACGGAAAUGAUCUGAUCAUGACCCAGAAGAUUUCCUUGGCCGAAGCCUUGACUGGAUGUACUGUUCUUGUAACAACAUUAGAUGGCCGGAACCUGACCAUACCAAUCAACAACGUCAUCAACCCUGGCUAUGAGGAAGUUGUUCCCCGAGAAGGCAUGCCAAUCCCGAAAGAUCGAUCCAAGAAGGGAAAUCUUAAGAUUAAAUUCAGCAUCAAGUUCCCCUCCAGGCUGACGACAGAGCAGAAAUCGGAAAUUAGGAGGCUACUAGAAUCUUGAGGAACAGAAGCGAACUGACCUGAUCAUUAGGCCGGCUAGUUUUUGUUGGUGCAAGGCGAUGCAUUCAAAUUCCAAGCUACGAAUACCAUUCAAAUAUUCAGUUUUGAUUAAGCCGUGAGGGUUUUGCAUGGUUUUUUGUUUGUAGCUCGCAAUGUUGAUUUUUGGCAGAAUAAUUUUCCCACAAAUA
Molecule: messenger RNA, 1375 nt
Organism: Lolium rigidum
Lineage: Eukaryota; Viridiplantae; Streptophyta; Magnoliopsida; Poales; Poaceae
Product: dnaJ homolog subfamily B member 4-like
Exons: 3
Coding region: 139-1188 (349 amino acids)
Cellular component (GO): cytosol
Molecular function (GO): protein-folding chaperone binding
Source: RefSeq, a predicted model, not a curated record